AUGGGUAGAAGGCUGUUCAAUUGUUGCAAGUAUAACCAUUUGAACAAAGGUAAAGGCGAUAUAUGGAUCUCCCAAGAUAGAAAGGUCGUGGAAUGGGUUAUCGAUAAUACUCUUGUUAGAAGAUUCACUUUUAAAGAUAGAGUAAUUGACGCUGGUUUCAUCGAUUUUGAGAAAGUUAAAGAUUGUUUCGUCAUACUGUUAUCAAAAUUCGCACAUGUAUAUUAUCUUUCAGAUGGUAAUGAACCUACAAUAGUUUGUUUUCCCUUUGAAAUUUCGAAAGUUUUUUGGUAUUCACAAGGUCUUAUAUUACAGAAACGCGAAAAUACGUUGGAUAAUGACGUUCAUUACAAAUUUAUUACUCUAACGGACCCAAUGGCACCUUUUGGUGUCGUCUCUUUCGCAUCAAAUCAAUCUGAUAUAAUUAGAAAUUCUCAGAUGUUGUUAUUUCCAGAAAAUAAUAAGUUCAAUAUCACAGUUCUGUUCGAUACCAUAAAUAAUAAACUACAUUUCUACUAUACGAGAGUGUACAGUUCAAAAAAACGUACACAGGAACAAGAAGAAAAUAAUAAUAAGAAAGAUUAUCGUUCAGUAUCAAAUGCUAAUUCUAACAUUACAAAUAAUAAUCCUUCUAGUUUACAUCUUAGAAAGAUCUCAAUAUUGAAUAAUAGAUCGAUUUCAUCUUCAUCCGCGUCAACUACAAAUAAUAAUAAUAAUAACAGUAAUAAUAACAACAAUACUAACUCUCCAAAUAAUUUAAUCUUCAAAAGUACUAACGAUUCACGUAUAAAUUCUCCUAUAUUCUAUCCAAGUAGAAAUUUCUCAUCAAAUUCUUUCGGUAAUGGUACAUUAAACAACAAUACCAACAACUCAAUUGUUUCACCAAUUUCAGAACUCAAUCCUGUCAUUAUUACUACUACUAAUUCAACUUCGCCUACUGCAACCUCUACCACUACAAACCAAGUACAACAGGACGUAAUCAAUCAGUCAAUUGUAACAAAAGAUGUUUCUUUAGUUAAUAUUUCAUCAAUAUCAUUACCAAAACAUAUAAUAACUGAUAGAAACUCACCUCUAAGAGAUUCGUUAAUAGCUAUGCCAAUCAUUCGUGAGGAUAAAGAAAUUAUAUUGAUAUUAGAUCAAGAAUCACAAUUUUGUAAAAUAUGGUCAAUCAAUUUAAUACCAAAAAUUAUAGAUUCAAUUUCAUUCAAAGUUUAUGGCAAUUCUCCUCCUGAUUUAAUUGAACUUUCAAGCUUAGCUUUCAACUUACAGAAACCAGUUAAUGUACUUCCUGCCACAUAUUUUAAUGACUCAUUAAACGAUCAUAUAUUGAUAGUUUCACCAGAAACAAACGAAAUUUAUCUCUAUAAUCCAUACACUGAAUUAUCCUCCCCUUGUAUCACUUUAAAAAAAAUAUCGAGUUUCAAAAAAGGUUCAAAUCAGAAAUUAAUCAAAGAUUCACUAGAUGAUACCAAUUUAUUGAGUUCUUUGAAAACUAUAAUCUUUUAUCCAACGACAGACCUAACUAAAAUAUGUUUUAAAAUACUGUACUAUAUCUGUUCAGCUGAUAUUUUCAACCAUUUUUUAUACUUGUGGCAAUUCAUAUUAAAUGAAUAUAAUACUAACGAUGAAUGGGAAGCACUCGAAAUUAUAUUGAAAAACUUAAUCAUGAUCGAUGGUAGCGAAGACACGACGCAAAAUUAUGAUUAUAAACAUCUAACUGAAACAGUUUUACUCAAGUCAUUAAAAGAAACGUUGUACAAUACACCAAUAUUACUACCAAAGAUAAUAAUGGGUUUACAUCUUGUCAGAGAAGAAUUUUUAUUGAAUAUCCUAUAUGUGGAAGAAUCUUUCAAGUUGAAAAAAUUUCUAAAUAUGGCUAUUUAUGAAAUGAAUUGGCCACAAUCAUGGAAAAAUUAUUACAGUGAUAAAAGGUUGAACUACAAUAAGAUAAACAAUGUUGAAAACCAACAAUUUGCUCACCCAUUAGAUGAACCUCCAUCAAUUUUAAAAUCAUUAUAUAGUAUAACAGAAAAUAGUGAAAUACCAGUUACGCAAUUUAUCACUUUUUCCAAGUUAAUAGAAUCAGCAACCGAUAUCGACUUGCUAAUCACACCCAGGAGUUUUAAGACGUUAAGAUUAUAUGAAAUGUUACAUUCUCCUGAAUUCAGAUUAGAGUAUGUCAUGGACAUCCUAACAAAAUUCAAUGUCACAAAUGAAGAAAUUAAUUCUUAUCCAAUAGGUAUAAUGAAUCCAAUUAAAAAUCUAUUGAGAAUGGUAGAAAGUACGAUUUCUAAACCUUCCCCUUCUUUAAAUUUAUCAUUAAUUUCGAGAUCUGAUCUAGAAAGAUGCUUAAAUGUAAAGCGUUACAAUAGAAUAUUCUCUUCUGCCUCCGCAUCACCACUAACAACCAUGAAUACUCAAGCUGUGAAUUUGUCAGGAAGAUAUAGAAAGAAAAAUCCAGCUCUAUCGAAACAUAGAGAUAUAAGAAGCAUAUUAGGAGAUAUCAUUAAAGUUACAUCGCAAUCACAUAUUGAAAAUCCGCUAUUUAAUCAAAUAUCCCAAAUUGAUUAUAACUUUAAUAAUGAUCAAAAAGUAAAUGAAAGUGAAUUAAUUAAACAAAAUGUAAAUUUGAUAUUUCCUCAGGAUCAAAGGUUCAAAAAUGCUCUCAGUCUAUUAACUACAUCCGUACCACAAAAAAUUCAUUUCAUCACAAAGGAAACUGAAUAUGCUAAAAUAUUAGCACAAAGAAAAGUUUAUGCAAAGAUAUUAACCACAAGAAUAUGUACCAGUGGUGUUGGAUACGGUGCUAUUGCAUAUUCUUCCGAGACACCAUUAUCUACACAGAAAUGGUACAUACCUCCACUGAACUAUACCGUAAUAUUUCCCAAUGGAUUCAAGAUUUCACAGGAUAAAAAAGAUUUAGAUACAGAUUUAGUUUCGUGGGGCGAAUUUCAUUUAGGUGUCGCAUCAGGAUUGAAGAUUUCUAAAAGUGCUAAAGAUAUAACUGGAAGUUGGAUAGCAUAUAAUAAGCCAAAUGAACUGAACGCUACACAUGGUGGCUUUUUAUUAGGUUUGGGACUGAAUGGUCACUUGAAAAACUUGGAGGAAUGGCAUAUUUAUAAUUAUUUGAGUCCGAAAAUCGCAUUUAUUAGUGUUGGCCUACUUUUAGGUAUGACGGCUAGUGCAAGAGGCUCACAAGAUUUUAAACUUUUGAAAGUUUUAAGUGUUCAUGUAGUUGCAUUACUUCCACCUGGCUCGAAUGAUCUAAAUAUCAAUACCAGAGUUCAAAUGGCAGCUCUUGUAGGUGUUGGUUUAAUAUUACAAAGUUCUCGAAAUCGCAAAAUGAAUACCAUUUUAUGCAAAGAGCUAAAUUCAUUACUACGAUCGCAAGAAACUUUGAUAUCUGAUGAGGGUUAUAGAAUUUCUGUCGGCAUAGCAUUGGGGCUGAUCAACCUAGGAAUUGGAUCAACCAACGUAGAUACUGAACACGAGGCAGCAACUCAUGCAAAUCCAGAUCAGGAAACUAAGUUAAUUGAAAAAUUAUUAUCGAUUAUUAAUACUCAUCAUGAUAGGGAGAAUAAAACAAUUUCUGAAAAUUCACAAAUUGGUUCAAUCAUCUCUUUAACAUUGAUGUUCUUAAAAUCUAAUAAUUGUAGUAUGGCAAGUAAAGUGAGGCUAACUGUUGACAUAGAGAAGACUACCGUUUUUAAUAGGCCAGAAAUUUUCAUGUUCAGGGAAUUCUGUUACAAUAUGAUAUUAUGGGACUCGAUUAAUGCUGACUUCGAUUUUAUUUUUGAAGACAUAGAGCCUGAAAUGCUUCAUGGGAUAAAUACAGACUCAUUGCCUUUGUAUCACACUCUAGCUGGCAGGAUCAUGGCCAUAGGUAUAAAAUUUGCAUCUACCAACAAUUUGAAGACUCGAAAUCAUUUGCUGUCUCUAAUUGAUAAGUUUUUACCGUUUUACCAAUAUCCUGGUCCAAAUUCCAAUAGCUUUACCAACAAUGUCGACUUUCAGUUAACUAUCAAAGGAACCAACGUGUUGGUAAAUGUCCUAAUCGUUGCCGCAAGUAUGGUAAUGUGUGCCACAGGGGAUUUAGAGGUUUUUCGUAGGGUUAGGUAUCUUCAUGAGGUUGUCACCGGUAAGCAUUCUGAUCUAUAUAAAUCUAGUAAAAAUUCCAACUCCGAUAAUGGUGUAAAUAAAUCCUCUUCCUUUGGUGAGACUAACGAUGAUAUGAAUGCAGGUGAAAGCUUACAAAUGAAUGAUAUUCCUGAGAUUGAAGGUGAAAGAAAUGAGAUGGAUGCAGAUUAUGAAGACUUUUUUGGUGAAUAUAUAGACCCAUCAACAGAAACCGAGUCAAACGUCAAAAAUGAAAGUCAUUAUGGUAAGUAUAUGGCGACAAGUAUGGCAAUCGGAUUCUUGUUUCUGGGAUCUGGCCAAUACGCACUAAAGACAUCUGACCUUGAAUCGGUUGCCUACUUAAUAUUAGCAACUUUGCCAUUAUACAUGGAACCCUAUUCAGUUCAGGAAUUGAAACAUUUCUGGAGUUUGUCGGUGGAAUCGAGAUGUUUGAUUGUGAAGAAUGCUGUCACUGAAGCGGCGAUCAAUAACGUUCCAAUUGAGAUUACUGUUAAAGUUAAUGGCGAAGACAUGGAUGUGGAAAAAAGAAAACUAUCCACGCCGUGCCUAUUACCUGACGUGAGAGAUUUGAUAUCAUUGAAAAUCAAGAUGGAUAAAUAUUAUCCCUUAGAAAUUACAUUUGACGAUGAAAUGAGUGCAUUGGAUUUUUUUAGUAAUGGUACCGUGAUUUAUAUUCAGCCCAAGCACCAGUAUAAAAAUACGUUUGAGAAUAUGGAUGAAAUAAGGACUGUCUUAACAAACAAGAUGGAUGAUUUCGAAAAGAAGGAAAGUCCCAAUGAAGAAAACUUUACUGAAACGCUCUAUAAGAAUCUAGGUAUAAAAGAUCUCACCAUGACUGAACUAAAAUUAGAGUUAGAAAAUUGCAACUUGACGGGAAAUCAAUCAGAAGAUUAUAACUUAGAAAUGCUCUGUUCUGAUACCAAUAGUGGGGAUGUUAUUGAUUAUGAAUUUGAAAUUUGGACGAAAAGACACCAUUUAUAA
This is a messenger RNA of Kazachstania africana CBS 2517, 5115 nucleotides long. RefSeq names its product anaphase promoting complex subunit 1 (gene APC1). The transcript has a single exon. Gene Ontology annotation, molecular function: molecular adaptor activity. The coding region runs from base 1 to 5115 and encodes 1704 amino acids. Gene Ontology annotation, cellular component: anaphase-promoting complex. NCBI's taxonomy places the organism in Eukaryota, Fungi, Ascomycota, Saccharomycetes, Saccharomycetales, Saccharomycetaceae. The record is from RefSeq and is a predicted model, not a curated record. Gene Ontology annotation, biological process: anaphase-promoting complex-dependent catabolic process; protein K11-linked ubiquitination; metaphase/anaphase transition of mitotic cell cycle.